CAUACACCACAACCCACUUACAGCCUAUCCACCAUGGGUAACGAUGGAGGAAGUAUCCCCACGCGCCGCGAGCUCGUCAAGGAAGCGGCGCGCAACCCAUCGGCCAGCGAAAUAAAAGCCGCGCAACAAGAGCAAGAAGAGCAUCUCUGGGCCACGGACCCAAUAAGCAACCAGCCCCUCGAACGGCCCAUAGUAUCAGACUCAUCCGGCAAACUGUACAACAAGAGCACGAUUCUCGAGUUCCUGAUCCCGACAGACGAUCCCGCGGAGGAGGCCAAGAAGGCCGAGACCGAGAAGCGCUUGCAGGGCGCCGUAAAGAGCUUGCGCGAUGUCGUCGAGGUGAAGUUCGAGGUCGACGCGGAAGCGAGGAAGGACGGAAAGGGCGAGACGUUUGUGUGCCCGAUCACAAGCAAGACGUUGGGACCGAGCACGAAGGCCGUCUAUCUCGUUCCUUGCGGGCAUGCUUUUGCGCGCGAGGUGACGAAGAAUGUCGCAGAUGAGAAAUGUCUCCAGUGCAACGAACACUUUGCCCCGAACGACGUUAUCCCGAUUGUCCCGACCUCUGAGGAAGACAUCGCCAGGUUAUCGCUAAGGACGAGGACCCUGAAGGAGAAAGGACUCACGCAUUCCCUCAAGAAAGCGCCUGGCGGCAAGAAGCGGAAGAAGAACGCCGAGGCCGACGGGGAGGAAAAGCCGUCCAAGCAGAAGAACGGCUCAGCCAAAGACUCGUCCGCGCCUGCCGGUGCGGCAAAGACGAGCGACGGCAUCAAGAACUCCGCGACGGCUUCGCUGACCGCCAAGGUCAUGGCCGAGCAGGAGGAACGCAACAAGCGCCGCAAGACGGAGAACAACGACAAUCUCAACAGCUUGUUCUCGUCGAGAGACCCCGCCAAGGUCAGCACGAAGAACAGCGAUUUCAUGCAGCGCGGCUUCACGUUUCCGUCUCAAACCAGUCGUUAGAGAUAUCUUUGCUGGUGUUUACAUGGCAUUGUGUUAUCUUGUAUUUAGGCAAGCUAGCGUUGCAUUUCGAGGCGUUGAGGGUGCAUGAGCUUUUGGUUAGCUACGGAUUUGCUUCAGGGUGUAUACGUGUACAAAGGGAAGGUCUGGGUGGAUACCCUCAGAAUUGAUGAACGAACAAGAUCUGUUUGACUUGCACAUGCUUCUUCUAUUCUCCCUCUGUGCGGCGGCUAUGUCCUGGUAGCAUAGUACAUAUGAGCUGAAAAUAGCAGCAUCAAUAAAUCACUC
Messenger RNA from Aplosporella prunicola CBS 121167, 1245 nucleotides. RefSeq lists its product as uncharacterized. Bases 34 to 960 code for a protein of 308 amino acids. NCBI's taxonomy places the organism in Eukaryota, Fungi, Ascomycota, Dothideomycetes, Botryosphaeriales, Aplosporellaceae. The record is from RefSeq and is a predicted model, not a curated record. Gene Ontology annotation, cellular component: nucleus. Gene Ontology annotation, biological process: site-specific DNA replication termination at RTS1 barrier; mitotic DNA replication termination. The transcript has 3 exons.